UGCUAGAACCGUGACUAGAAAUUACGGAACUUAAAACAUGUUCUCGCCUGGGGUUUCAUCGUGAAUCCAAUCUUCUUCCUCCAUUGAAGUUGAAGACCGCCCACGACCAGACCUCAACACCGAUCACGAUCAGACCUCCUCGCUCUCCCCAUGGCAUCUCUUCUGUUCGGAUUUGGAGCUUCAGUUUCGGGUUUUCGUGUACUGGAUUCGACCUUACAUUUGCCAACCUGAUUGGAACAUCUAUGUAUUAAUCUUCUCAUUCCCUUUGAAGGUUUUCGGAUCAUUCCCUGUAUUCGACCAGUACUUGGGCAAUAACAAGUAUCAGCUAAAGGAGAAAGGUGAGGAACCUUUAAGGGUUGAAAUGUUCCUAUUAACACAUACAAAAAAGCGGUCAGUUUUGUGAGAUGCUUGGCUUGUUGUCUUGUUUCUCCCCAUAAUAGAGGAUGAUUUAUACCUGAUGACCAUCACAAAAAGGGAGAUAACAACAUGUCUAUUUCCCAGAGGAAGAUUAACUUGAGAAGACAACGCAACAACCACUACAACGGGGAGAGAGAUGCCUCUGCUACAUCAUGUAGAAUGGACUCCAUCCCUGUUGGGCUGUCUGCUAAGUGCAUGCACGAGGCAACGAUCAAUGAAUGUAGGGUGUUCAAUCCAUGCCCACAUCAUCAAACGACGAGGUUGGUGGAGUUGGGACUUAUAUGUGCAUAACCAUCUCUUGAAUCUCUACGUGAAAUGCCACAAGUUGGAGUGGGCGCACCGCUUAUUUGACAUAAUGCCCAACAAGAACACUGUAUCUUGGACGGUGCUCGUAUCAGGAUACGAUCAGUGCAAGAGAUCCCACACUGCCCUUCACCUUUUCUCACUGAUGCUAAAAGACCCGGCUUCUCCUCCCAACCAUUUCACUUUUGCUAGUGCCCUCUGUGCAUGUGCCAAGCAAGAAUGCUUAUCCUUGGGAAUGCAACUCCACUCCCAUGUGUUUCAGAGAGGCUUCCUUGCCCAUGUUAUGGUCUCCAAUGUUCUCAUCUCUCUCUACAUGGCUUGCAGGCAAGUUGUUAAAGCUGAGGUAGUUUUUCAGGAAAUUCUUAAACCUGACCAAGUCUCUUGGAACUCGCUUGUAUCCGGUUUAUCACAGAACAACCUCUCUCAUGUUGCUCUUGACAAGUUCCAGAUGAUGAGAAAAUCAGGUUUGGGAGCAACUUGUUUUUCUCUUUCUGCCGCCAUUGCUGCCUGCUUGGACGAUGAGGCAGACCUAAAGAGACUCCAUGGACUCGCAAUUAAGACAAAUCUGAAUUUGGACAGUUACAUAGGUUGUGCUAUGAUAAGAAUGUACUCAAAGUUCAAUAGCAUGGAAAAUGCCAUGGAGGUUUUUGCAAGUUUGCGCUUAGAAGACGUCGCCUCUUGGAACUCCUUGAUUGAGGGGUAUGCAGAAUGUGAUCAGAAAGAAAAGGGUUUGCAGGUUUUUGCUGCGUUCCUGGAAUCUGGACUAGAACCAGAUGAUAUCACCAUCACCUCAGUUCUAGGCAUCUGUGCCAACCUGGUCAUGCUUGACUAUGGCAGGCAAAUUCACUCGUUAAGCAUCAAAACUGGCCUAAAGGGAAGAAUCCGAGUAGAGAAUUCCAUAAUCCAUAUGUACCCCAAAUGUGGAAGUAUAGAAGAUGGUAUUAAGUUUUUUAAUUUCAUGAAACAGAGAAGCCUUGUGUCGUGGACAGCGAUGAUGGGAGGAUUGGCCCAACAUGGAAGAGCAGAGGAGGUUAUCCAACUUUUCCACGAGAUGAAUAGAGAAGGGCUGAAGCCUAACAAAGUGACUUACACCUGUGUUCUAUCUGCAUGCAACCAUGCAGGGCUUGUGGAUCUUGGGUGGAGCCUAUUUGAGUCGAUGGAAAUCGAGCCUGACAUUGACCAUUUCAUCUGCAUCGUGCAUAUGUUGGUUGGAGGAGGAAGGUUUAAAGAGGUUGAGGAGUUCAUCCAAAGAUCCUCAGCAGAGCAUAGGAAUUCACUAUGGCUAACUUUUCUAGUUGCAUGUAAAAAUCGUGGUGAGUGGGUCCAAGGAGCCAGUGUUGCAGAUAAGAUGAUGACAGUUGGUUUACCUAGUGAGCCAUUUGUUCUAGUGCUGUUUUCAAACAUAUUUGCCGCUGCUGGGAGGUGGGAUGAGGUUAGCAAGUUGAGGGAAGAGAUGCAGAUCAAAGGGUUGAAGAAGGAACCUGGUUGCAGUUGGCUUGAAAAAGAAUACUUCUCGGUGCCUGAAGAUGAAAGUACUGCUCAAGCAUCAUAAGUUGAGAUCUUCACAGAAUCUGGGAGUAGUGCAGUUCCAAGUACAAUGGUUGGGUUUGACAUUUCUGCUGUUGGGCAUAAGAGUGAGAUGGUAAAUCUACAAGUUCCACCUACUUAAGCCACUACAAAAUGAAAAUUAGCAAAUGAUGGUGGCCCUGCAACAUCAAGAACUGUUGCUUCUGCUUGACAAUCUGCUACCAUAUAUCUAUGGUCCAGUCUAAAGGUUUGCGAGGCACAAAAUGAACAGUUGCAGUGGCCCCUACUUUGAGGUCUAACAAGAAAGUCUCCAGCCUUGUGGACGAGGGGAAAUCUGCCAAAGAGUUGUACGAGGAUGAGGAAGAUGAAGCUGUAAAUGCUUAUCAGUUGUUAGAAAGGAAGCAACAAAAUGAAAUUAAGCUGUGUUCAGGUGUAGUCCCCUCUUUUUGUCUCCCUAACUGCUGCCCUGUUGAUGCUUCCUCACACAGUCCCUCUUCUGGAUAGAGAACUCUUGCCCAAGAAAAAUGUUUGUUGUUCAUUUUUGUUUACUUGCUAAUGAUGAAAUGAUCAAUAGCACCUAAACAUUAUCCAAUCAAAUCACAAUCAUUUCUAUGAAUUCAGACUAGAGGUGUAAAUAGGUAAUUGAAAUUCGAAAUGGAAUCCAGCUACGACAUUUUUAUGCAGA
This is a messenger RNA of Macadamia integrifolia, 2932 nucleotides long. RefSeq names its product monothiol glutaredoxin-S2-like. Bases 554 to 2272 code for a protein of 572 amino acids. Gene Ontology annotation, biological process: RNA modification. The record is from RefSeq and is a predicted model, not a curated record. The transcript is spliced from 5 exons. Gene Ontology annotation, molecular function: RNA binding; protein binding. Lineage: Eukaryota; Viridiplantae; Streptophyta; Magnoliopsida; Proteales; Proteaceae.